AUGCCACCAUUAUCCAAGUCACACACCAGUUUGGCUUCUCGCAGAUCGUCAGUUUUCAACUUUCACCAACCACCACCUCAGGCCGACGUUUACUAUGUCGGUGUUGAUGUAGGUACAGGUUCCGCAAGGGCCUGCAUAAUCGACACGAACGGGGUUAUCUUGGGAUUGAGUGAAAGGCCCAUCACAAGACAUGAGUUGAAGCCAAACCACAUUACUCAAUCGUCUACGGAAAUUUGGAAUGCUAUUUGCUUUUGUGUGAAGAAUUGUCUUAGAGAUUCUGGUGUUGACCCUUCCGAAGUGUUUGGUAUCGGGUUUGAUGCAACUUGUUCGCUUGUUGCAAUCAGUGAGCUGGAAGAUACACCUGUAGGGGUUGGUCCAGAUUUCACUGACAACAAGGAAAAUAUCAUCCUUUGGAUGGAUCACAGAGCAGAAGACGAAACAAAUGUAAUCAAUGCUACAGGCGAUAAAUCCUUGAAGUAUGUCGGUGGACAAAUGUCCAUUGAGAUGGAGUUGCCCAAGAUUAAGUGGUUAAAGCACAAUUUACCAAAGGGAUUGACUGAUUUAAAAUUUUACGACUUACCUGAUUACUUGACUCACAAAGCCACUGGCUCAGAAGCUAGAUCUUUCAAUUCUACUGUCUGUAAGCAGGGAUUUGUUCCCUUAGGUGUUGAUGGAUCUACCACCGGAUGGUCCGCAGAAUUCUUAAAAUCUGUUGAUUUAGAGGAAUUAGUUGAAGACAAUUUCAGAAAAUUAGGAGGUGUUCAAGGUAAAAACGGGAAAUAUUUAUCGGCCGGUGAUAUCGUUGGUAAGUUAACUGCUCAAUCAGCCGAAGAAUUAGGUUUAACUACUGAAUGUAUUGUUGGUAGUGGAGUAAUUGAUGCUUAUGCAGGUUGGGUUGGUACAGUUGCCGCCAAAGUCGAUAUUCCAACAUUGCAAGAGUUGGCAGAGAAAUCAGAUGGUUCUAUUGGUACCUCAUGUGGUAGAUUAGCAGCUGUCGCUGGUACUUCAACAUGCCACAUUGCAAUGACCAGAGAUCCAUGCUUCGUCAAUGGUGUCUGGGGCCCAUACAAGGAUGUGAUGGCUCCAGGAUUUUGGCUUGCAGAAGGUGGCCAAUCUUGUACUGGGGCCCUUUUGGCCCAUGUAUUGGCUAUCCAUCCAGCAACUGCGGAAUUGUCUAGAUUGCUGGAAGACUCCAAUAUUUCAAAAUUCGACUAUCUAAACUUAAUUUUAGAGAAUUUGGUUAGUGAAACUAAAUCCAGAUCAGUGGUCAGUUUAGCUAAGCAUAUUUUCUUCUACGGAGACUUUCACGGUAACAGAUCUCCAAUCGCUGACCCUAGAAUGAGAGCAUCUAUCAUUGGACAAUCAAUGGAUUCGAGUGUCAACGAUUUAGCAAUUCAAUACUUUGGUGCUUGUGAAUUCAUUGCUCAGCAAACUAGACAAAUUGUUGAGGCUAUGACGAAGGGUGGACAUGAGAUUUCUUGCAUUUUUAUGUCAGGAGGUCAAUGUAGAAACGGGUUAUUAAUGAGAUUAUUAGCUGAUUGUACCGGGUUACCAGUCGUUAUUCCAAGAUAUAUUGAUGCUGCGGUCGUUUUCGGAUCUGCAUUGUUAGGUGCAGUUGCAGCAGAAGAAUCCGUCCAAGAGCACAUCAGUAAGCCAAAGGGAAGGUCCAGAAGAUCUUCUAUCUUGUCAACACAGAAAUCCCAGACAAGUUUGACCAACAACCAACAAGAAGAACCUCAUUCUCCUUACACUGCCCCAUCAGCUACCGCAUCUACAACUAACAUGCAUUCAUUAGUUUAUCCAACAGGAUCUCAUGCUCUUAUGACUCCUAUGGACGAAGGUGCAGAAGAAAAUGUUGAUUACUUUAACCAACCAGUUGCUAAGCACAAGCAAUCAAAGUCAUUCGCUGAAAGUGAUGACCUGGAUGACGAUGGGGAACAGACUUUGUCUUUCGGCUCAAAGUCAAAUGUUCAAAAGGGCUUAUCUCAAAGCUUAAAUAAACUUGGACUCAAGCCUUUGUCUACACUUGAUUCUAAGAAGGUUAAUCCUGGUGAUAAGUUAUGGAAGGUGAUGGAAAAGAUGACGGGACCAGGGAAAGUUGUCUUACCAUCCGAUCCACAUCAUCCAGAUCGUAAGUUGUUAGCAGCUAAGUACGAGAUUUUCCUCGAGCAAUGCACCAAGCAACAAGAGUAUAGAAAGUUGGUUGAUUUGGUAGAAUCUGAGAAUAUCAAAGGCUUGAAGGUUUAA
Messenger RNA from Dujonia railenensis, 2247 nucleotides. The record is from the annotation of a GenBank genome assembly. NCBI's taxonomy places the organism in Eukaryota, Fungi, Ascomycota, Pichiomycetes, Serinales, Debaryomycetaceae.